Molecule: messenger RNA, 2697 nt
Organism: Saxophila tyrrhenica
Lineage: Eukaryota; Fungi; Ascomycota; Dothideomycetes; Mycosphaerellales; Extremaceae
Exons: 1
Coding region: 1-2697 (898 amino acids)
Source: RefSeq, a predicted model, not a curated record
AUGGCUGUACACGAGGGCAUGAAUGGCACUGUGCCAUUGUCUGCUGAUGAUGAUCAGCUUCUCACUGAGCUGAACCGCCUGAAAGACGCGGUACUCGAAGGCCACAGUACCCUCGCACUACCCUCUGCUGCUAUUGAGCGGCUCAGGGCGGCGUUGCUUGCGCCAGACGCACCUUCGAACGGGUUCUCAGCGCCACAGACAAACGCACUCGCCAAUGGUUCGGCGUAUGCCACUAACCAGACGCAGCCUCAGAAGCCUUCAUCAUUUUCACUGUCUCAUUCUUUGCCUGGGCUGCAAAAAGCAGCUGCCCCAUCUGCAAGCGAUGCUUCUCAGGUAUACGGCACGAAGCCGUCCUCGGCUGCAGGACUAGAUCCUAUCUUCCUGGAAAAGUCAGACAGUCUUGUAAGAGCAGAAGGACAACUCAAGCGCCAGCGGCUCGAUCGCGAACUGCAGAAUCAGGUGGACCACGGCAAGCAGAACUCGCGUGACAGGGAGCAUGGCGUAGAAGCAUCUUCGUCGAUUGAUGUCGACGCUGUGCUCGCCAGCGCGUUGAGACGCGUCAAGCCUGUGUCAGGACUGGAAGCGAAUGAUGCCGCGAGUAGUUCCUUCGAUGAGAACGAUUACUACUCCAGUCAAGUUCAAAGUGACUGGUCCUCUGAAGCUAGCUCCAAGAACGGCUCUGACAGAGCUGCAGAUUCCUUCACUGCCGACUUCGAGCGUCUUGAUGGCGCGCCGCAACCCUCAUCUUCUCGACCCAAGCAGACAGCUAGCUCUUCUGCCCGGCCUGCACCUCACUCCGCGCACAAUGUCCCCCGUGCUGAAGCGGAUGAUGACAUGUAUGAUCCUGAAGACGGCGAGUAUGAUGACGAUGUCUACACGCCGCCAGACCCGCCAGCUAUCGGUCACUCUCAAGCGUACGAAGCACCCGUGGCUAGUCAGCAGCGUUUCCCCGUAGAGCGCGAAGACUCCGAUUACGAGCCUGGAGAGAUCACAGCCGGCACCGAGCCCGAAAAGAUCACAGCCGACAACGUCAUUUCCACCCAGCUUCGGUCUCAGAAGCCAGCCCCGGCGCCCAGGCAAGUGCCUAUCAUCCGCAACCAUCUCACGCACAUUGCAGCACCUCAGCCGAACCGUGUGUCGCCACUCGCGACGGCUAAAGCUUCCAACUAUGAACUCGAAUUGGUCAAUGGCUCUCCUCAAGUCGUUCAGAAGCCGCAGCAAUACCCAAAGUAUGUCCCUGCGCGACAGUCAUCAGCUUCUCCCCCGGUCCCAGCCAACAUUAGCAACGGCAAGAAAAAGAAGGCCAAGAAACGGAAACGUGAACCUGAACCCGCCGGCCGCAGCAAAAAGCGAAAUCGGCAGAAUGCACCAGAGUCUGCAGCAAGGCCAACUCAACAACAGGAGCCUUACAUCAAGGACGAACCGGUGUCACCGCCCCCGUUCAAUGGGAUGGUAACCCAUCCCGGCUAUGGCCAACCGCCUACCUAUCAAAGGCCUCCAGAACUCGACUUGGUCACACCGAGACAGGCUCCUCUGUCACAAUAUAGCUACGAACCUCCUCGUUCUGGCUUGAGGUAUGAGUAUGGCCAGCCGGCCGGCUCAGCGGUGGUGCGCGUUGGAUCUCCAGCUCUCCACCGCCCUGUGCAGAGGGAUACACAAGAUCUUCGCAGAGUUGCCAGCAUGCACUAUGCGCAACGACCGGCUUCUCCUCCAGCAGCAGCAUAUUCGCCUGUGGGACCAUAUCAGCGUCGGACUUCUUCGAUGACAUACGGUGAUUCACGCGUGCCUCACGCUGGGCAGUACCACGAAUCUGUUGUCCCGUCAACUUUUGCAGAGCAACCAAAUGCAGCGCCAGUGUACUACGAGAGUUCGGACCGCUCGCGCUCCCCGCCUCGAUACCCAGAGUACCAAGACCCGUACGCUCAGUCAGAGCCAAGCACAAACAUGAUGCCUCCACCUGACGCAGCUCCGAAACGCAUCAUUGUCGACCAGUAUGGCAAUAGGUAUAUGGAGGCUGGUCCGGCGCCAGCUCAACCGCAGCCGCAGCCGGCACGCUAUGCACCGUCCCGGGCCUCAAUGGCGCCUAUCGAGACUCGACCAUACCCGGAGAUGACCGUUGAGCGUGCACCAAGUCGAGCAUCAGUUGCGUACGCUCCGCAGCCACCGCAGACUGUUUACUAUCAACCAGCAGAUCGUGGCAUGCCACCGCCUCCAUCCAGACGACAGCCAGAAUCGCAAUACGCUUACGUCGAUUCCAACGGGGUCAGCGUUCGAGAGUAUCUCAACCGCCCUGCAGCAGAGCCUCCGCAGUACGCACCACAGCCGACAUCUCCUGUGUAUCAGCAAGUUCGAGCAUACGACCAGAUGCCACCACCACCGGCGCCACCAGCGAGAAAUGACACUGCGCCCGCCUACGCACCAAGCAGGAGUUACAGUGUUGUUCCGGAGGAGCCACAGUAUCUGCCAGCAUCAUACGUUCGACAAAGCAGUGUAGCACCAAUACAAUAUGUCCGUCAGGAGCCAGCGCCGGCUCCACCUCGCGCAGUCAGUGUCAUGCCGCCGCCUGACUACCGCAUGUCAGCCCAACCAGCGCCCCAGCGCACCUACAGCCAGGCUCCUCCGCAAAGUGUACGAUAUGUGGACCAGUAUGGGAAGGAAGUGUAUCCGCAGCAGGUCAGUCAGGUGCACUAUCAGUGA